Papilio polytes (common Mormon) is the source of this 1695-nucleotide messenger RNA. RefSeq names its product alpha-amylase-like. The transcript has 9 exons. Gene Ontology annotation, molecular function: cation binding; alpha-amylase activity. Bases 108 to 1610 code for a protein of 500 amino acids. The record is from RefSeq and is a predicted model, not a curated record. Gene Ontology annotation, biological process: carbohydrate metabolic process. Lineage: Eukaryota; Metazoa; Arthropoda; Insecta; Lepidoptera; Papilionidae.
CAGAUUUACCUGAUAAUGAUAAACUAUCAAGAGAUUAUUAACAAGGCGGUGGUCUGCAUAAUCAUAAUGAGAUAAGAUUUUGUUCAGUUCAGUAUUGUUUUUGAAUAAUGUGGAAGCUACUAGCUGGACUUUUGAUAGUAACAAUAGUGGGGGCUUAUAAAAACCCUUACUAUGCUCCUCGCAGAUCUGUAAACGUCCAUUUGUUUGAAUGGAAAUGGAACGAUAUAGCAAACGAAUGCGAAAGUUUCCUGGGACCAAAAGGCUACGGCGGCAUACAGAUAUCACCUCCAAAUGAGAAUGUGGUUCUCUGGACAUACAACCGGCCGUGGUGGGAGAGGUACCAGCCCAUCUCAUAUGUACUGGUGACACGUUCCGGCGACGAGCGACAGUUUGCCGACAUGGUUCGUCGCUGCAAUGCCGCUGGUGUCAGGAUUUACGUAGAUGCAGUAAUAAAUCAUAUGACUGGCGAGCCCCCGGAGAACUUUGGUACAGCUGGCAACACAGCUUCGUACCGAGACUGGUACUACCCCGCGGUGCCGUAUAGGAGGGAACAUUUCAAUUGGCCGCAUUGUGUUAUUGAUGGCAUGGACUACGUGAAUAAUGCGUGGAGAGUGCGUAAUUGUGAACUUGUCGGACUAAAAGAUUUAAAUCAGGGCGAUGAACAUGUAAGAAACAGAAUAGUUGACUUCAUGAAUAGACUUAUAGACCAUGGUGUUGCUGGCUUUAGGAUUGAUGCAGCGAAACACAUGUGGCCUCAAGAUUUAAGAAUCAUUUACGACCGUUUGAAGAAUCUGAACACGGCACACGGGUUCCCUGCAAACGCACGUCCGUACAUCUACCAAGAAGUUAUCGAUUACGGUGGAGAAGCUAUCAGCAGAGAUGAGUACACUCCAUUAGGAGCCGUCACCGAGUUCUUAGCUGGUAGGGAACUUAGUAAUGCGUUCAGGAGAAAUAAUCAACUUAGAUGGCUAUCGACCUGGGGUCCACAAUGGGGUCUUUUACCUCACAGCGAUGCCCUCACCUUUAUUGAUAAUCACGACAACGAAAGAGGUCACGGCGGUGGAGGUGGAAUUCUGACAUACAAAGAACCUCGCCCGUACAAGGGAGCUAUCGCCUUCUUGCUGGCGCAUCCGUACGGUGAACCCCAAAUAAUGAGCAGCUUCGAUUUCUGGGACUCGGAAGUAGGACCACCGAUGGACCGAAACGGAAAUAUUAUUUCUCCAGCAAUAAAUUCGGAUGGUACAUGUGGCAACGGGUGGGUAUGCCAGCACCGCUGGAGACAGAUCUACGCGAUGGUCGGGUUCAGAAACGCUGCGGCUUCGACCGGCCUCACCAACUGGUGGGACAACGGCAGCAAUCAGAUCGCUUUCUGCCGCGGUGGAAACGCGUUUAUAGCUUUCAACAACGACUUAUGGGAUCUUAAUCAAAAUUUACAGACUUGUUUACCCGCUGGUAGAUAUUGCGACGUGAUAUCAGGUGAUAAGGUGAACAACUCUUGUCGCGGUAAAACUGUGACAGUUGGCAGCAAUGGCUUCGCGCAAAUUAUCAUUGGCGCCAACGACUAUGACAUGAUGUUGGCAAUACACGUUGGUCCUGAGAGCCGGCUGUGAUUUUUUCACGAAAAUGAGAAAAUGACAAGGAAACAAUAAGUUAUUGCCAUUGUAAACUGAUUAUUAAAACUGUUUAUUAUUAAUA